GCGCUGACGGCCGAUGACUGACGACUGACAGUGCUUUGGGACGCGCUGUCAGGGAGAGAUGGCAACGGUCAGGAUCUUGUCCCUCACACUACUGACGUGGGCGGCGCAAGGCGUGGGCUGUGUGGGCGGAGAGAGACCCGUGGUCAGCCUACCCCUUGGAAAACUCAUCGGGCGUGAAGAGGAAUCCACGGACGGGCGGCCGUUUUACUCGUUCUAUUCCAUUCCCUUCGCCGAACCGCCCUUGGGACGGCUUCGGUUCAGGGACCCCGAGCCGAGCGCAGGCUGGGAGGGCGCGAGGGACGCCUCCGCCGCCCCCCCGCCGUGCGUGCAGAUCCCCUUCUCCGCCACCGAGACGGGGGACGCCUCCGUCAUCGGCUCAGAAGACUGCCUCUACCUCAGUGUCUUCACGCGACAGCCAAACGUUCCCGACGCCCGCCUCCCUGUCAUGGUGUACAUCCACGGGGGCGGGUACUUCGCAGGCAGCGCUGACAAGUACCCGCCUCAUGUCUUGCUCAAUGAGGAUAUUGUUAUGGUAUCGCUACAGUAUCGGCUUGGUAUCAUGGGAUUCCUAUCGACGGAGGACUCAGUGAUCCCCGGGAACUUCGGCUUGAAGGACCAGGCGCUAGGACUCCGCUGGACGAAGGAGAACAUCCGCUUUUUCGGCGGGGAUGCCUCGCGGAUCACCGUCUUCGGGAUCAGCGCCGGGGCGGCCUCGGUGCACUUCCUGGUCCUCUCGCCCAGCACGGACGGAUUCUUCCAGAGAGCCAUCCUCCAGUCAGGGGCGGCCGUGUGUCCCUGGUCCCUUGGGCGUGCGCAUCGCGAGACCGCCCACCGCAUCGCCGCCCGCCAUGGCUGCCCCGCCCACGAAGGCUCGCGAAAGGUUCUGCAAUGUCUCCAAGGCGUCGCUGCCGAAGAAGUUGUGGCGACUUUAGUGGAGUUUUUUGAAUUCCUCCACGUGCCGCUGGUGAUGGGGCCUCGCGUGGACGGAGACUUCCUGCCUGACGAGCCGGAGGUCCUGCUCAAGGAAGGAAGGCACAAGAAGGUGGACUUGAUCUCGGGAAUCACAGCUCAUGAUGGCGGCCUCUUCGCGUUCGGCUUGUACGGCCACCAAGAACGCCUCGAACACUUCCGUCGGCAUUUCCCCUCGUCCGGAUCCGUGGCCCUUGACUUCCACCCCGAGGACGACGCGCCGCUCGAACUCACGCGAAAAGUGUUCGAAUUUUACUUGGGAGACGCCGAGGUGGGAGUUGGCAACGCUGAUCAGGUGGUUAAGAUGUUCACCGACCGGACCUUCGCCGUCUGCCACGACCUGACCCUCCUGCACCACGCCCGCAGUGCCCGCGGCGCCCACCGGUCCUUCGCCUACGAGUUCGCCCACCGAGGGGACCACUCCCUCGGGGAUGCCUUCGACGCCCCCUUCGGCAGGCACUGGGUGACCCACGCGGAUGAUGCCUUUUACUUCUUCACGGGUGGAGGCACCUGGCAACCCCUCACCAGCAGUGAGGAUCUGGCUGUGAGGAACAUCGUGACGUCACUAUGGGCCAACUUUGCUGCUACUGGCGACCCAACACCCGAUGACUCCCUCGGCUUCAAGUGGGCGGCGGCGAACGAGACACAGCUGCACUACCUGUCCCUCACGCCCACGCCCACGAUGCAGGACGACUCGCGGCGCCAGGUGCGGGAUUUCUUCGGCGGCCUCGCCACGCGGCAGACCCGUCUCCUGAGGGCGGGCGGACGAGGGGGCGCCGAGGGAGGGGCACGGGGACAGGAAGACGAUAAAUCCUUAGAAAAGGAAGAAUUGUAAAGGAUUCUCUUGCAUAUAUAUAUAUAUAUACAUAUAUAUAGAUAGAUAUAGAUAUAUAUGUAUAUGUAAAUGUAUAUGUAGACACACACACACACACACACACACACACACACACA
Penaeus chinensis is the source of this 1920-nucleotide messenger RNA. RefSeq names its product juvenile hormone esterase-like. The transcript has 12 exons. The coding region runs from base 59 to 1804 and encodes 581 amino acids. The record is from RefSeq and is a predicted model, not a curated record. NCBI's taxonomy places the organism in Eukaryota, Metazoa, Arthropoda, Malacostraca, Decapoda, Penaeidae.